AUCGGCCACCGGUACGUGCGGGUUGCAGAGGCAUGCAUCCUGCCUUCUAACGCGGAACCGUUUAAAAAGAAAUCGGUGUUAAGUUCACAAGAAGAUAAUCGACACACAGGAAUUAUAAAACAGCGUCGAUAAGUCCUGGUGCUGAAGAUCGGCUCCACCCCGCAAGUCUCGAAUAUCAUGGAGAGCACGCUGACGGAAUUCGAGGAAAGUCUGUCCUUCGACAUCGACGACCCGGACUUCGCCCCCUCGAAUCCCUGCGGCAUCGCUCAAAAUGUCCUUCGCAGCGUCCAAUUUCCCGACAUCGCGUUCGGCGUCAACAAAUUUGUGACCCAUCAAAACAACAUGUCUGUCACCACGUCCGUGCAGCCUGCCACCGAGAGCCUCUCUCGCCAUGGAAGCAACAUCUCGCUGUCCUGCCAUAGUCUUUGCGGGAGCGUUGACGAUGGCCUCCAGGGAUCUCAUCCGCAAUACCAGGACACGAUCCUUACCAUCGAAGAACUCCGUGCUCAACUGAACUCGUGCUUCACAUGUGGAGUAUCGUGGAGCGAAGAACACGUAUCCCUCGACUGCAGCGAAUGCGGUGGUUAUUCCCUUCAACGGCCGUGCCCGCUUUGCGACGGACGUUGCCAUGCCGUGUGGAAACGCGACCUUACCAUGUCCCACGCGAGUGGUAAAGCAAGAUGGAUUGGCGAAUGUGGACUGAGUUGUGGCCCGUCGCACGAGGAGUCGUUGGUUCCGGCGUUGGAAAAACUACGAGCCACUUCGUGAACGGUGCUCGGCGACGAACGCAUAGAGAGACGUCGUGUACCGUCACCCUGCACAAGACUUAAUCCAUCAUCACCAUCCAUAUAGUGUCACCCACCACCAUUGUGCGAGUCGGAAACGUGUGAAUGUGGACUC
Messenger RNA from Megalopta genalis, 900 nucleotides. RefSeq names its product protein pinocchio (gene Pino). The record is from RefSeq and is a predicted model, not a curated record. NCBI's taxonomy places the organism in Eukaryota, Metazoa, Arthropoda, Insecta, Hymenoptera, Halictidae.